ACAACAUUUUAUUGUCGCCAUUUUGUUCAUUUUCAUCGUACGAAAAACACUUCUUCUAAGCGACAAUUGUGCCAUGAUGAGCGAUGAGGACCGCGAUAUUGAUGUAGAAAGCGACGAAGACGAAAUCAGUAGCUAUCCAAAUUCGCACUAUCAAACACAGGCUCAGAAACGAGCUCAUCACAACGCAUUGGAAAGAAAGAGGCGUGAUCAUAUAAAAGAAUCUUUUACUGGACUUCGCGACGCUAUACCUAGCCUCCGGGGCGAGAAGGCCAGCCGUGCGCAAAUAUUAAAGCGUGCAACCGAGUAUAUUAUUUACGUGGCUAAGAGGAAUGACAAGCAUCAAAGUGAUAUUGACGACGUACGCCGGCAAAAUACGUUGUUAGAUUCACAAAUUCGAAAACUAGAAAGGUCGCGUGGAAUAAUACCUAGCGACGCAGCAAGCCCAGAAUCAUCCGCUGGCGCAACUGCAACUGAUUCUUCCUCUGAUGGUGAGAACUUUAACGCAGGACCUUCCCGUAAACGGCUACGGUCAAAAUAAUGAUCUCUUCUGGCGCCCGAAAGAAUAAUAUACUCAACUAAUAAAAAAAAAAAAGAGAAAACAUGAAAUUCAUAUGCCAUUCUGUCAUGCAGCUGCUCAGCUACGAACCUUAGAAAAUUUUCCACAGUAACGCUCUCAGUUGAAAUUGUGUUACCAAAAGUUCGUCUUUAUGUAUGUGUAAAUGCCAUAUCCGGCUGCGCGCAGGCCUUUUUUUUCCCAUUUUUCCUUCGUCAACCGCCAGACAUUAAUUUCCCAGUGAUUGUUAUUUGCAUAUAACUUCGUUAUUAAUGUCGUGCUGUAUUAUUGUUUCUUUCCAUGGUUCUAGUUAGUUAGAGUUUGGAAAAACAAGCAUUUUAUCUUGAUUAGUAAACGCUUCUAUUUUGUGAUUAAACAUUCAUGCGUUUACAUUCGAAGGGCUUGUACAACUUAAUUUUUUCGUUAGCUUAAUAUCACAGUAGAUCUUUUGCUCUCUUAUACAGCAAAUAACGUGUUAAAUACACUUAACGAAGCGUUUUACUUUUUAAAGAAACACCGAUUGAUAUGCCCGAAAGACUUCAAUACACUAGUGACAUCUAGUGCAUAAGUUGAAUAGCGUUGACUUUAAAAAGGUGACUUCAUUGACGGGAAUAAGCAAUAUAUUUUUAUAAAAUUGGCCCUGUGAAUAGCAAAACAGUUGUUGCAACUAGUUGAAUAAUGACAGGCUUUUUCAAGCAGAUAAAAAUCUUUAUACACACGUUUUCAAAUGAAAAUAAUGAUUAGAUUGUCGUCUAUAAUGUAAAAAAUAUAUAUUACUAUAUUUUCUAUUCAAUUUAAAUAAAGAUUGCGUAAAAAUGAGGAAAAUUG
Dimorphilus gyrociliatus is the source of this 1381-nucleotide messenger RNA. The record is from the annotation of a GenBank genome assembly. NCBI's taxonomy places the organism in Eukaryota, Metazoa, Annelida, Polychaeta, Dinophilidae.